Messenger RNA from Somion occarium, 7166 nucleotides. NCBI's taxonomy places the organism in Eukaryota, Fungi, Basidiomycota, Agaricomycetes, Polyporales, Cerrenaceae. The record is from the annotation of a GenBank genome assembly.
AUGUUUCCGGCAAUGCCAGUGCGACCGUCAUCUCGUCAAAUAUCACUCUGCCACUUGAAAUAUAUUCGUAUAGGGCGGGCUUCAGAUUCAUAGAGAAGCACUCGUCCGACGCUAUCAUGGCACCGGUCAACUCAGGACAUUUGCGGAUUGACACAGGCAAUCUGCAGGUCAAUUUCCCUAUUGAUGACAAUAUUUCUGGUGUCUCUUCUCAUCUUACUUCUCCUACUACCCGUGAACGCGUCCGGAGUCUAUCACAAACCGUCAUUCCCUCUCUUCGCAUCUCAGGUGUUCCCAAUGCGGAGCGAUCCCCAGUCACCGAGAGUAUCUCGACCAUGAUGGUCUCUCAAGGUGCUAGCAAGGCAAAGAACGAGUCCAGAAAGCUCCUUGCCCAUAUUCUAGAUCAACUCAAGCGCAGACCAAUGCCUCCAUCCUUAUUCAAAAUUCUCGAUCCCCGCACUGCUCAGUCAGAAAAGAGUUUAGAUUCCAUGGUACGCUCCGUGAAGGGGAUUGCCUCUUCCAAAUCCGGAAAAUCUGAGAGCGCACGAAAGGGAGCGGUUUCAGAAGACAGCGACGACGAUGUAGCUGGAGACGACCUUGAGUUCUAUACUGAUGGUACACUUGACUUGCUGAGCCAAGUGCGAGAUGUACUUCUCAUAUCCGCUGCGCAGCGCUGGGAUCUUUUCUCAGAAAGUGGUGAUUACGUAGAUCCUCCCAAGUCGCCCGCCGCCCGACGAAACUCCGAAGAGAGAUCGCCAUCUUUUCUUCGAAGGCGCACUCCGGAGCUUCUGUCAGCGUGCAUUUCUAUUCUCUCGUCGAUUAUCCUAGACGACUGUCGAUACCAAGUUUCUGCGCCGAAGCCUUCACGACCUCCUUACGCACUCCAAGCUCUAACACUAGACGUUGCACAAUUCCUUCUACAUGCUCAUAGACAUAAUUCUCGAACUGUCUCUCAGAUUACGAUGGUCAUCAUUCCCGCAUUUCAGACGUUCCCCUCUGCAAUGCAUACCCGCCUUCUGGCCUUUUUCGAGGAGGGGGUCCUUGGUGAGGUGCUGGAACAGCUACACCGUCUACAAGGGCGCCAUGCAAUACCUGUUAAUUCUCCAGACGAAUCAUUUGCUGAUGAUUCCGAUCCUCCAAUGGUGUCCAUCCACGUCGAUGAGGUUCAUGAUAAUGUCAACACACCGUCAUCUGCUCAGAGCUGGCGAAGAUGGACGUUACAGGACGCCGGUGUUCCUUCGAGUCAUGCACCAGAGCAAGACCUAUCCCUAUACUACUUGACCUCCGUCGUAUCACCCUUACUCGCCGCUAUAGUGGAAAACGUGGACAUUCUAUCUAGCAACAUUCCUGCGGUGCAUCGUUUCCACCGUCUCAUAGAUAGGCUGAUAAGUGGCAAACCAGAGGUAUAUCUGGACCUACUCGGGGUAAUCGCUUAUCAUACACCUCAGGCUCGACAUGCAGCAACUAGUCUGUUACUCUCAUACUGGCCUAAGGCCGUUGGACAUAUCGUGCUAAGCAAGCCGUUCCCUGACGUUAGUUACUCGGCAGCCUUGGCUCGUGAACAAAUUCCUGACCGCAGGCAUUCUAUCACCCGUCUACCGCCAAGUGUAGACUUGCCCCACACUCAUCAAUUUGUUCCCUGGCGUUUCAGCACUUCUCCUUUACCCCAGAUUUUCGAAGGCUUCUCACAGAACGAAUGUCGUGUUUGCUCAGAACCGAUGGAAGGGUUUGGACUAAGUUGUCCAUUCUGUAUGUGCUCAGUGCACUUCGAUUGCUAUGACUACCCAGAAGGAAGCUUUGUCACGCAAUACUCGAUGGACUCGGAACCGGAGGUACAGAAGGUUGCCGUGUACCGUUUCAGUCAUGUCCUACCAUCCAGGCGAGAUGGCUCGGAUCCGUUCACGCGACAUGGCCACCACAUGUUUCGAUUGGUCAAUAUAUUCAGUCUUACGCUUUGUUUCGUUUGCAAGAAGCCACUGUGGGGAUGUGUUAUGCAAGGUCUCAAAUGCAGCUCAUGUAAACACUUCGUACACUCGUCUUGUCUCGGCGCCGGACUGCCGCUCUGUAGAGAUAGUAUGGUCACUUCCUCGCAUAUGAUUGUGCGAUGGUCUACGUUGCGAUGGACCUUUGUGGACCAUUAUCAGGAUUUAGCCUUUACGGACGCCGAGAUAGGCGACAAGACUCACGAAGAAGUCUCCGUCUUCUUUGCGGUACUAUGGACGCAGCUUCAGAUCUUGAACAACGGCAUAGCUUUGGGGUCUCUUGUCAUUGACGACGAUAGCUCAAGCAUCCCCGAAGAAGGCAGACUGCAAGAGUUCGAGCUGCAUUACCUUGUUCAACUUUUCGAAGUACAUCUGUCCUCCGGGCAUCUUCCGGUAUCUGGUGCCCUCUCCGAGUAUCUUUCAGAAAAUCGCCUGCGAGCUCGGGACCACAUAUUCUAUUUCGAUUGGAAUACACUGGCUUUUCUCGUCAGUGUCGUCAAAUUGCCAUACAGUGAAUCAGACGCUCUAAAAUCGAACGUCUCAUCUGAUCUCCUCGGCGUUGAUCUUCCUCAGAGAGGGGAGGAAUCUUCCGACGAUGCAGCACAUCCGUUCGAAGUAGUGUCUCUCGCCCACGUUCGUAAUCAACUUGGCGAAUCCCUGAACCUUGCCUCGGAAGCGGCCGCUCGACAUCUCCUUUCUCAUAUCCACCAUAUUGGACUUCUCCAUCGGCUGGACCAACAUCACCAUCUGUUUGAAUCCAGAACGAAUCCAGAACGACUGCUAUGUUGUUUUCCGAUUCCAUUUGGGUUCGACGUUUCUGUCGACAUUGAAACGCUGGUUGCAGUGAUUGAAGCAUGUCUGUCGGACCUGGAUCUCUCUGUCAAUGAAGUUGGAUUUCUACUGCUUAUCCGACGAUUUUGGCCAAAUGGGAUGCUGUCAGAGUACACGUUCCAACGUCUUUCGAAAGCGAUACUUACCUGGAUAUUCGCAGAAGAUGACAAUCUCGCUGUAAUUCUGCGGGAUUAUGUCGCUCGAGGACGUAACCUCCCUGGGGUACGGGGUGGCUUAGAAGUGCGGCCUUGGCCCAGUGUGGCCCAUUCACGGCCAAAUGCCGGGGGCUCAACUAACAAUGGUGGAGACUACGUUGCUUGUCGCCGAGCACUGCUGCAGAGAUACGCCGCGCCAUGGAUGUUGGCUUUCCAUGAUCGCGAUAUCGAAGCAUACGCAGACACCGUCUAUGAGUUGCUAGUUGAGCAUGCUGAAGGCGCAUAUACAGACGACUAUCUACUAGGCGCGUCAUCUGAGCGAGAAGAACAGAGACGAAACGCUGCAAUAUCUGAUAGGAUACUCAGGCAUAUCAUCAAACUCUGUCAAGUGUCCAUUAUAUUCACCGUCUUUGAAGAUCUGUUCCAUAGAUGGUUGCAACAAGCGCAUGUACUGAACAUAAAUGACGAGCCAAGUCUGUCCUUACCCCGAUUGUUCAAUCGAGGGUCCGAGGACAAUAAUCGCUACAGUUCUGUGAUGGAUUCUCGGAUGACGAUCUCAGAUGUCUCUUCGAUGGCUAACACCAAUCCUCUCCAUGAACUUCUGGACGCUGCAAAAGCGGGUAAAGACGGGUUUGAGCGAGGCCUACAUUGGCUUUGCUUGUUUGUGUCGUCAGGAGUCGAUGUUCCGAUCUCCGCCUUCAUGCAAAUGGCAGAGUUGGCGAGUCAGUUCCAAGCCGACUUAGCCGAAUGCACUUUACUGGCGAAAGCUGGGUUGUGGUCCAGCUGGCUAAAGUCGAUGGGUCGUCAAGAAUUACAAGCUAUGGUUUCCACUCUUCAUGUUCACCUAACUGCCCAAAUUCUCGAUGGCUUACGGUCGCGCCAGAACUUGCCGGAAAUUGUCAUCUUCAUUCGGCAGUCUUUAGCAACAUGCUUGCUGCUAUAUGGAUGCGAUAGAAGUAAUUUGAUCGCUCAUGGCAUGAUCCUCGAAGACGAGAUUCGAUCUUUACCUUCAAGGCGGAAGAUCAACACCAGGGUUGACAUGCUCACAGAUCCGAUUAUCGUUGACGCUACGCUCAUGGCUGUCCUGAGAUCAUACGUUGAAACGGGCGUGGACGAAGUAUCUUGUUUUGCGGCAAGAUUUUUGAACCUUUUUGUCAACGAGGCACCAUUACUCGAAUCUUAUGAGAUCGAUAAUUUCAUUCUACGGAGUGGACAGACACUGUGCCAUUGCAUGUGGUUGUUUUAUGGAAUUGAGAUACAGGAUGUCUCGGUCACUCGUGCAGCGCUGCUUUUGCGAGUCUUAGUUGUGGACAUCCAACCCUUUCAAGCUCUCUUGAGUCAACAAUUUCAGCCACGGACUGAAUGGCAACAACGCAUGCAAUCAAUAUCUUGGUUGUUCCGCAUGAUCCUGGAUGUCACCAGCCCCGCAUUCGUUGCAGAUGAUCGUCAAUGGCGGCCCAGUGUAAUUGACAUAUUCUACCAUUUCUUUGCAUCCUUGUGGCUUGACGAUCGGGAGGAAAUUCGCUUGUCCGUAGAGACAUGGUCGCAAACAUUGCUCCCAGCUCAUCAAGAAGCCAUCGCUCUUUGCUGGGACGAGGCCCUGAAUAAAGCCCCAAUCGCCGAGCGCGUCAGACUCGUACAUUUUCUGCUCCAGCUUCGUCCUCAUUUCCCCUUUUGGCAAGUUUUACACUGGAAUGCUAUGAUAGAAACCCUGCUAGAGAACGAUUUCAUUCAGAAAAAUGGAGAUGAUGAAGAGGGUCCGGCUUCAGCUCAUCUUUCAAUGUACGGAUUGUCGAGCAACAAGGGCGCCGACUCCACAGGAGCCGAUUCCGAUCUGCGCAUAUUGCAGGUGUCCCUUAUUUCGCUUAGCUUACGGAUGCUUGCGGACGGCAUCGAAAGUGACAUCGUGUCUCUCUUAAAGAUCAAGGAGCAUCUACUUCGAUUGGUUGGUUUCUCGGAUACUGCCUUGGUUUCCUCUGGCGGGGGACAAUCCUUUUACAUCGAGUAUGGUGGUCUAGAAAAUAUCGCUGGUGGAUCUUUCCCUUGCUUGGACGAUCUUAUGCUGCUCCUCGAUGCAUCGUAUCCCUUUGGUCUUGCAGCGUCUGCGAUGGGAGGUCCGUAUGCCAACGAUGAUACCCCUGUGCCUCUCCUGAUCGGUUCUGUAUUCACGAAUGUGCUUCUUGACAUUUUCAUUCACGCUCAAAACCUGGAGACUUUACCUCCGAUCACACUCAAGAAUCUUUUGAAAGCUUUGCUCAUUGUCAUUUUCAAGCAUGAUCUUGACAGCAAACCAUUAAGACACUUACAGGCGAAUCUGCGUCGUGCGGCUCGACGAGUCCUGGAUCUGCUAUUGGAGGAGAAGCGACUAAGCUAUGAACUUAGGCAACUAGCUCUAUCUGCUUGUCAGGCGUUCAUAAGAAGAUGGCCUAGUAUCAUUGGCAAUUUCAUCUGCGAGGCACUGGAAGUUGUCGUCAAAUUGAUGGUUUCGCUCAACUACGAACACAGCGCGGAUGAUUUGCUAGUCUCCCAGGCAAGGUCUUCCCUGGAAGGGAUACUAUCAAUGUUUGCUAUGAGUGGUGUUUUGAAUAUCCUGUUCAAGCGUCGCCAAUCGCCAGACUUCUUUGUGGUUGUACGGCAUGUUAUAGAUGCAAAAUCAAGGACAGCUGGACCCGCUCAAACGAAUUUACGUGAUACAUUGCUUCGCGAUACACUACCUCGUGCAGUGGAAAACGACAUUGACUCAUAUCAGACAGUCAUAGAGAACAUCAAUACUUAUGUUGAAGUUGUUUACCACCAAAAAUACAGCCCAGAGCUUAUGCAAUUCAUUGGUCUAUUUCUCACAAACGUUGCACGAAAGACCGCCGACUGGCCUCCAAGCGCUUUUGAUCCGAGUCCACUGCUACUUAUGGCUUGUACCGUAAUACAGCACAACAAAGCCCAGUGUCGAGACCUCCUUAUCCCAUUGGAGACGUUCAUUCGUGCCUCACUUAUCAGAUUCAAUGUCACGCUUGCCAGCAUCAACAAGGCAUUACAGGUCACCACCUCUCUCUACCGCAAAGCGACCACGCCAGAACAGAUGCUCAGUCUGAAUCAAAUUGCACUCGCUUUCUUGGAGCUUUUGCACGAUGGACUACAUGGCAAGGCUCGUGUCACUGCUGCAACAAUGACAUCUCUCGUUGAGGCUAUCAUACCUGGCAAAGACAAGGAAACUUACUUGAAGCUUCCUCGCGAUACGGCUGUUCGCCUGGCAGAGGCAGGACUCUUCUAUCUCUAUGCUGAAAGCUUGGAAAGUUCAUCGCAGAUGGAUUUCACCGCAUCACAGGCAGUGGCAAAUAUGGUAUUGACUAUCUCCCAGGACCAACCUCAAGUACUCUCAAGACUUACGAAAUCGCGCAUGGCCAUUAGAGCUUGGAAUCUUGUACUGCUUGCUGCAGUUUCAAGUCCUACGGGAGCUCUCGCGCAAAUGAUGUUCAACUACCUUGCUUCCUUCUCUUCCGCUUACGGCAGAACUCUCAGUCCGUAUAUCCAAGCCGAUGCUGCCUCUCAGGAACUGCUUCAUUUCGAUAUCAGCAGGGCAUAUGCUUCGAUCAAACUGUGGUUGCUCCUAUGUCGUAAGGCAUCGACAGGGGAGCAUAAUAUUUUAGAAGGCACGAAGGAGAACCCCACAGACAAAGAAACUCUGCUCACUCGGACCAUCUGGAAUGAAUUAUGGCCUCCAUUUGAGGCUGUUGUGCUCGCGCUAGAUCUUGACGUCCAAACAGGAAAUCAAGCGGCAUUGACGUCGACUGUCGCCUCUUCGGUAGCCGACCUCUUCCUCUUCCUACGUCAGACACGAUGCGUGGUCGCCUUGGAGGUGUCGUCUCAAGCUGCUUUGUUAAACAGGCUUCGCACAAUCAAGCGUGCGGAACACAAGAUAUCCAGAGUCUUGCGGAGCCUGUCUGAGAUGCCAUCCAAUGCCAGCUUGGAUUCCUUCGUUACGCAGACGAAGACAGAGAUAUGGGCAGAGGAGAAAUUGGAGGCAGCCAAGCGACAAGACAUGUCCCGUGCCAUUCCGGAGAGGAUGAGACGCAUCGCCAGCUAAUUAACCACUGGAAGACCGGAAGGCAACCUGUAGUCGCUGUUUUCUAACCCUAUAUAACAAACGGCCAUCAUUAUUUGUAUUACAAGGAUUUUUUAGGAUUGUUUGCGGAUGUGUGGUGCU